Capra hircus (goat) is the source of this 3461-nucleotide messenger RNA. RefSeq names its product CNDP dipeptidase 2 (metallopeptidase M20 family) (gene CNDP2). The record is from RefSeq and is a predicted model, not a curated record. Lineage: Eukaryota; Metazoa; Chordata; Mammalia; Artiodactyla; Bovidae. Gene Ontology annotation, cellular component: cytosol. Gene Ontology annotation, biological process: proteolysis. Gene Ontology annotation, molecular function: metallodipeptidase activity. The transcript has 12 exons. The coding region runs from base 1557 to 2984 and encodes 475 amino acids.
AAAAAAAAUGCAGCUUUGAUAGUUCCAUCUUUGACUUUAGCUGGAAGGCCAUUGCUUAAUCAGGCCACAAAAAACAUGGUAUUAAUGAGAAUUUAUCACAAUGAGCGUGGGAUCUGUGCUAUUUAAUGACCAGAAACUCAAAUGAAAAGUACCUGACUUAGCGUAUUUUCCUGCUAAAUAGAAUUUCUUUUGUGAUUGAAAACUUUGACUUAUGUGCAAUGCCUCUGCAUUUACGACCCUGUCAUUGAGAUAAAGGAGAAGGCAAUGGCACCCCACUCCAGUACUCUUGCCUGGAAAAUCCCAUGGAUGGAGGAGCCUGCUAGGCUGCAGUCCAUGGGAUCGCUAGGAGUCGGACACAACUGAGUGACUUCACUUUCACUUUUCACUUUGACGUAUUGGAGAAGGAAAUGGCAACCAACUCCAGUAUUCUUGCCUGGAGAAUCCCAGGGACCCUGGAGCCUGGUAAGCUGCCAUCUAUGGGGUCACACAGAGUCGGACACAACUGAAGCAACUUAGCAGCAGCAGCAUUAAGAUAAGACCCUCAGCUGAAACAACCUGAGUUGGCUGGGAGGUCUGUGUGCUCUGUCACUGAUGUUGGAAGAGGAUUUUCCUUACUGAACUCUCACUGCACAUCCACAGUCUGCUGCCAGGCUUCAUGACUCUGAAUUAAGUCCCUCGUCUGUUUAGAGCUCCUCGUGGCUCUGACGGUAAAGAAUCUGCCUGCAGUGCAGUAGACCAGGGUUCAAUUUCUGGGCCAGGAAGAUCCCCUAGAGAAGGGCCACCUGCUCCAGUGUUCUUGCCUGGAGAAUCCCAUGGACAGAGGAGCCUGGUGGGCUAUAGUCCAUGGAGUCGCAAAGAGUCAGACAGGACUGAGCAGCUAAUACUUUCACUUCUUUCUGUUUAGAUGUGACUUCAAAGUCCUAAACCGAGAAAAAGAUACUGUUUAACUGCAGUGUGUCCAUACACGGGUACUUGACUGGUGUCUUGCUCCAGAAAUCAGUUAGCAGGGUCUUGUGACUCUGAGCCGCAGGUCUAAAAUACUUCCCUUCGCUGUGGUGCUGAGUUUGCUCCCGGUCCCUGAGCUCUUCUCAGUCACUGCUGAGGCUUGAAUCUUGCCACGUGAUGGAAGCCGAGUUGUCACUUGGAAGAAGCAGGGGGAACCCCUUCAGAAAGUCCCAGUUCUGGGAUUUUCUUUAUCUCGUGUGAGUUCCAGUUUUUAAAGAUGCGAACACAAAUGGCACCUUCUCCCCUGUGUCGGUAAGGUGGAGCAGGAUGAGUUUGGUCUCCAGCAGGAGAAACUGGACAUUGGAAAAUGCACCUGGGGAGGUGGACGCUUGUGUUCCCUUACCAGGGAACAGGUUUGUGUGUCCUCAUCCCAGUGGACUUUCACACGCUGUCCUGGCCAUUUCUGACCUGUGUUGUCAGUUUCCUUAACCUAAACCCACCUUCCUCUCCUUGGAUCUUGGGUGCUGUGCUGUUGGUUUGCGGUGUAGGGACACAUGACAUUUUUGCUGAGAGCCUUGGAGAGUCUCCAGGGUCUGUGGUCUGGUUGAAAGAUGUCGGCCCUCACCGCCCUGUUUAAGUACGUGGAUGAAAAUCAGGAUCGGUAUGUUAAGAAGCUCGCGGAAUGGGUGGCCAUCCAGAGCGUGUCAGCAUGGCCUGAGAAGAGAGACGAGAUCCGCAGGAUGAUGGAGGUGGCUGCCGCCGACAUCAAACAGCUGGGCGGCUCUGUGGAGCUGGUGGACAUCGGGACCCAGAAGCUCCCUGAUGGCUCCGAGAUCCCACUUCCGCCCAUUUUACUUGGCAAGCUGGGCUCUGACCCGCAGAAGAAGACGGUGUGCAUCUACGGCCACCUGGACGUGCAGCCGGCAGCCCUGGAGGACGGCUGGGACAGCGAGCCCUUCACCCUGGUGGAACGAGACGGCAAACUGUAUGGGAGGGGAGCCACCGAUGACAAGGGGCCGGUGGCCGGCUGGAUCAACGCCCUGGAAGCCUUCCAGAAAACCAAGCAGGAGGUCCCCGUCAACGUCCGCUUCUGCCUGGAGGGCAUGGAGGAGUCGGGCUCCGAGGGCCUGGACGCGCUGAUCUUCGCCCAGAAGGACGCGUUCUUCAAGGACGUGGACUAUGUGUGCAUCUCCGACAACUACUGGCUGGGCAAGAACAAGCCCUGCAUCACCUACGGGCUGCGGGGCAUCUGCUACUUCUUCAUCGAGGUGGAAUGCAGCGACAAGGACCUGCACUCGGGCGUGUACGGCGGCUCGGUGCACGAGGCCAUGACUGACCUCAUCAUGCUGAUGGGCUGCCUGAUGGACAGGAAGGGGAAGAUCCUCAUCCCAGGCAUCAGUGAGGCUGUGGCCCCCGUGACUGAGGAGGAGCUGGAGCUCUACGACAAGAUCGACUUUGACCUGGAGGAGUACGCCAGGGACGUGGGCGCCGGGACCCUCCUGCACGGCUGCAAGAAGGACAUCCUGAUGCACAGAUGGCGCUACCCGUCCCUGUCUCUCCAUGGCAUCGAAGGUGCCUUCUCCGGGUCAGGGGCCAAGACCGUGAUUCCACGCAAGGUGGUCGGCAAGUUCUCCAUCCGACUCGUCCCGAACAUGACUCCAGAAGUGGUCAGCGAGCAGGUUACAAGCUACUUGACCAAGAAGUUUGCUGAGCUUCACAGUCCCAACAAGUUCAAGGUGUACAUGGGCCACGGCGGGAAGCCCUGGGUGUCCGACUUCAACCACCCUCACUACCUGGCUGGGAGGAGGGCCCUGAAGACAGUGUUUGGCGUCGAGCCAGACUUGACCAGGGAAGGCGGCAGCAUCCCAGUGACACUGACGUUCCAAGAGGCCACGGGCAAGAACGUCAUGCUGCUGCCCGUGGGCUCGGCGGACGAUGGAGCGCACUCCCAGAACGAGAAGCUCAACCGGCGCAACUACAUCGAGGGGACCAAGAUGCUGGCCGCGUACCUGUACGAAGUCUCCCAGCUGAAGGACUGAGCGCCGCCCCGCCAUCCCCACGCGCUCCCCCGCCUCUCUCGGGACUGCCCGCCUCUCCUCCCCUCUGUCAGAUUCUGCAGACUUCCAGCGUGGAUGUGAGAGCCCCCGCCCCGUCUCAGGAAGGAGUAGCCUCCACUGGCCGCGAUAAGCGGUCAGGCCCAGGGCCUGUCAGUGACCCUGGAUGAGCUGACUGCGCCCCGGUGGUCAGCGUGCCAUGGUCUCCAGAAGGUAGCACACGUUCCUCCAUAGAAAGUGCUGGAUGGCGUCCACCAGGGCUGAAGAGGGGAUUCAGGGUCUCCUGGCCCUGCCUCUGUCCCCAAGUCAUGGUCGUGCCCGCUCGGAGCGUCCUGUCUCAGAGCCUGGGGCCUCGAGAGCAGCCGUCCUGAUCUGAGCUGUCUCGGGCACAUCCUGUCCUGUUCUCAAAAUCUUACCCGUUAUGAUGUUCCAUCUCUGUAUUAAAAUCCUUCAAAACCUAAA